AUGGCAUCUGGGCGAAGGAAAGAAGACAAAGAAACUUGGUGGUGGAAUGAAGAAGUGCAGAAAAGCAUAAAUAGAAAGAAACAAGCGAAAAAGAAAAGGGACAGACAAGGGGUCGAGGAAAGCCAUCAGAAAUACAGAGAUAUGUGCAGCAGGGCAAAGAAGGCAGUUGCAAAGGCAAAAGAAAAUGCGUUUCAGAAGUUAUAUGGGAAGUUAGACACUAAGGAAAGGGAGAAAGAUCUGUAUAGACUGGCCAGACAAAGAGUCAGAAAUGGGAGAGAUGUGCAACAUGCAAAAAUGAUAAAAGAUGCAGAUGAAAACAUUUUGACAGGUGAGAACGUCUUGAGAAGAUGGAAGGAAUAUUUUGAGGAACUUAUGAACGUUGAGAAUACAAGAGAAAGAACACUAGAGGACGCAGAAGUUGGAAAUCAAAAUGUGCAGGAAAUCAGCAGAGCGGAGCUGAGGAAGGCUAUGACAAAGAUGAAAUGUGGAUAG
Molecule: messenger RNA, 492 nt
Organism: Penaeus monodon (black tiger shrimp)
Lineage: Eukaryota; Metazoa; Arthropoda; Malacostraca; Decapoda; Penaeidae
Exons: 1
Coding region: 1-492 (163 amino acids)
Source: RefSeq, a predicted model, not a curated record